GUCAAUCUGGCUGUAUUGCUGUAUUUAUACAGCACGCAGCAGUCGCUGACUGAUGAGUCCUCGUCCAGGAAGAGCCCCCAGCGCCUUAAACGUGUUGUCCCAUUGACAAAGAGCAGUAUAAAUGUGGCAGACUUGGUAACUGUUGUUUUGCGGGACUUUGAAGACUACGAGAAUGAUCUGGCCGAAGUUACAAGCCACGUGAUAAAGGCAGUACCUAAUAUUGCUGUGUUGGCAGUGGCUGAUAAACUGCCUUAUCCACCUGUGAAGUUACCGCGAGCACAGAAUAUUGUCCUCAUGACAAAUGUCCUUAACCCGACAAAACCUCUGUCAGAUUUUCGUCCUGAAGCUCACGUGAAGUCGGAGUUUGUUCUUGUGUUGCCUGACACUGCUCUGGUAGAUUCUGCGGAUAUGAUUAAGGACUUACUGAUAUACCUGACCAGCACAGCUGACAAGGACCUGCGGGCAGUGGCUGUACAGGUAGGUGAGGAGGCAGCCAAGUGUCAGAGUAUGAUGGUGGAUGUAAAGCGGUGGACGUUAAAACACCAUGACCCUCCGGCAGAGGAAGGCGUGGACUGUGAUGCAGUAGGUGGGGAGCAUGCGCUUCUCCUCCGCACAGAAGACUUCUUCAGCCUCUCUGCCCCUUUCAUGCGCCCGCAUCUGGAAUCCCUACACCUGCAGCUGGCGUCAUGUGGCUACGAGACCCACAUCAUGAAAGACCUCAUAAUUCCAGCCUCAAAAAUAUUGUUUAAAGAUCCGCACCACUUGUGGAAACAUCGAUUCCGUCAGUCAGAGCGACGACAACAGAUGUACAAGGACAUGGGUAUAAAACUCAUUCAGCAUGCGGACGGUGAGAGAGAAUGGAUGGGAUGCGUGAAAGAAAGCCCGCGGUGCUUCGGAACUGUCAUCAAUGACAUGCCUAGUUAUAUUUUCGAGGGCCGUUGGACUCCUCCGUGUUGCCUGAAAGCCUUGAGGGAAACUGUUCAGUACUUAUUUGACAUUCUGGAAGAGCACGAUGUUCGUUACUGGUUAGAAGGUGGGAGUCUUUUGGGGGCCGUAAGACAUAAAGACAUCAUACCCUGGGAUUACGAUGUAGAUAUCGGCAUUUACAAAGAAGACAUCGCUAAGUGUGAACCGCUAGCCAAAUGCGCUAAAGAAAGUUUUAUUGAUGAGCAGGGAUUUAAAUGGGAACAAGCAGUGGAAGGGGGCUUUUUCAGAGUACAGUACAGUGAAUAUAAUCACAUGCACGUAGAUAUCUUUCCUUUUUAUUCACAAAAUGGCCUCAUGACGAAAGACACUUGGAUUAAAGGUCACAGACAGGACACAAAAUUUCCAGAGCGUUUUCUGAAACCUCUCACAAAAAUAGAAUUCGCAGGCAUAGAAGCUUCUGCACCAAAUAACAUUAAGGAGUUUCUAGAGUAUAAAUUUGGAGAAGGUGUCAUUGAAAAUCCAAGGUAUCCAAAUGGCCAGAAUGUCACUGCAGGGUUGUAGGAUCACCCUGAAGGUGCAUAUCAGCCUCAGUACAUCACCCAGGUUUCUGUGUAUUUUCUUUCAGGUGUUUAGAGACUGGCCUGUUACAUGAAGGACAAGAACAUUAUGUAUUGUUUGUGAAAGGUUGUCGCUUGAUUAUGUUGUCCCACAUAUAUAAUCUGUCACAGUUGAUUGUCACGUAGUAUGAAAACUAUAUGAGGAUUGAUAUCAAGUCCAUAUUGUCAGUAAACCAGGCAGCCAUUAUCCAUAUGUUAAGUUCCUGUCCAUCUUAAUUAAAUGUUUGUGCUGGUCAAGUAGCAGAACAGCCUGUGGGGCCUCAGUGAUUUUCUGAAAUCUUGUGUGAAAAAGCAGUUCAGGUACAGUCAAACUUCAUCAAUAAUUUACGUAAAUAAUUGUCUUCAAGAUACCAACUUGGCCCCAGUUUCACGAAACACUCUUAACGUUACUUUCACUUAACUUCCAUGGCGACCAGUACUGUAGGCAAUAGGUCGUCAUGGUAGUAGCGAGCUUGUAACAUUAAGAGGGCUGCGGGAAACUGGGCUGCGAUUGGUAACCUGACAAGGGAAUCUCUCAAUCAAUAUUUGUGAUCUUUUAUGGGCAUUGUAAGUCUCUUAAAUCAGUUCGUCAGUUGUGAUUAUUAAAAUAAUCAAAACUUUUUAAAAUGCAAAUGAUCUUGAACAUUGAAGAAAGUGCAAAG
Molecule: messenger RNA, 2185 nt
Organism: Liolophura sinensis
Lineage: Eukaryota; Metazoa; Mollusca; Polyplacophora; Chitonida; Chitonidae
Product: ribitol 5-phosphate transferase FKRP-like
Exons: 1
Biological process (GO): protein O-linked glycosylation via mannose
Cellular component (GO): Golgi apparatus
Source: RefSeq, a predicted model, not a curated record